Molecule: messenger RNA, 2144 nt
Organism: Humulus lupulus (European hop)
Lineage: Eukaryota; Viridiplantae; Streptophyta; Magnoliopsida; Rosales; Cannabaceae
Product: retrovirus-related Pol polyprotein from transposon RE1
Exons: 7
Coding region: 260-1324 (354 amino acids)
Biological process (GO): protein methylation
Cellular component (GO): nucleus
Molecular function (GO): protein methyltransferase activity
Source: RefSeq, a predicted model, not a curated record
AAUAUACUAUCAAAAAUUAAGUCGCCCAAUUCGAGACAACAUUCCAUUUUCAAAAGAAAAAAAAAUUGAGACAACAUUUGUGUGGAGGAUAAAAUCAGAGAAUUUAAAAAUAAAGAAACGACACAUCACAUCGUACAUGUACUUAUUGUCGUAGAUAGCAUAACCGAGAAUAGGUGGGCUAACCGGGGAAAAUCUCGAAAGAGAAUCAGUGAAGUCGACCUGGGUUUUCGUCACUAGUCCUACCCAAACUUCAGUUUCAAUGGAAGAAAGACCUGUAUCUUCUUCACUGCCAUUACCAUCUACAUCAGCAGAAGAGCUCCAAGAUCAUGUGAUGAGCGAGGUCCACUUGGGUUGCCCACCUGGUCACUCCGGCUCCCACUAUUCCUACUUCUUCUCCUCUGUUCCUCCUGAAGUCGAAGCAGAUUCAACGCAUAAAUCGAUUCUGCUGGAUGAGGAUGGUGAUCUUGUUCUUACUAGACGCAGCAAAUCAUCAAAACAAUUUUUUCGUGUGGUUAUCCAGCAUAAUAUCACAUCUUCAAUUCUAAAUGUGGGUUUGCAAGUGUGGAAAGCAGAACUGUUGUUGUCUGAUUUUUUAUUGCAUAAGAUGUUUACAUCGUCUGAAUUUGAGGGAGUUGUUUCAUUAGAACUUGGUGCUGGCACUGGGUUGGCGGGUAUAUUACUUGCACACGUUGCUAAAACUGUGUUUUUAACAGACCAUGGUGAAGAGAUCCUCAACAACUGUGCUAAGAAUGUCGACCUUAAUUCUGAACUAAUUAACUGUCGAGCUACCAUUCAUGUUCGCGAACUUAAUUGGAUGAAUUCCUGGCCUCCUAGAAUAAGCCUCAAAGAAUCGCCAAAUUGUAAUCGCACAAGGGAUAUCUUUGUCAAAGCAAGGCUGGAAGAAUUUAUAUUGCAAGAAAUGUGGUGUUUCAUGAAACACAAUUUCCUGCCUUACACCAUUCAUCAACAAAUCAGGUACAAAACUCAUCUAAUGUGUCGUUUCCUUUUGCUACUUUUACCACUGUACCUUGGCAUACAACCUCUAAUAAUGCUACUCUUCAUGUCCCCUCUUCAACUGCUGCUGUUCCACGAGCUUCCUCUGUUGCCACAACCUGCUUCAAGUGUCACUAAUUCUCCUACCUUGCCCACAAAUACAACAGCUCCUGUUUUUCACGUGUGCCAACUCUUGCUACAACAGCUAAUGUUGUUCCUUCAACAGUUGUUUCAACUGUGCCAACUUAUACUCAUGUGCAAUCAACAGCUGUCUCAAAUAUGUCAGCUCAUGCUCCUGUGCAAUCAACUGUUGUUUCAGAUGCUUCUUUAGCUCCUUCAGAGGCUCCUAGGACUCAUGCUAUGGCCACUCGGUCUCAACAUGGAACUUACAAGCCCAAGGCUUACUCGGCAACCAAACAUCCCUUACCCGAGUCCUUGCUUCCAAGAGAGCCUACUUCAACUAAACGAGCUUUGGAAAAUCCCCAGUGGUAUCAAUCUAUGAAACACGAAUUUGGUGCUCUUCAAAAGACGGGUACGUGGACCCUUGUUCCCUACCAUUUGGACAUGAACCUUGUUGGCAAUAAAUGAGUUUUUCGUGUGAAGCUCAAAUCGGAUGGCACCUUGGAUAAGUUCAAAUCUCGAUUAGUAGCAAAGGGCUAUCUCCAAACACCUGGAAUUGACUAUCAAGAGACCUGUAGUCCGGUUGUUAAGCCAGCAACAGUUCAUGUUGUUCUUUCUCUUGUUGUCUCGUCUAAUUGGGAUGUCAAGUAACUAGAUGUGUCGAAUGCCUUUCUCAAUGGCCACUCGAGUGAAACAGUUUACAUGCAGCAGCCACAAGGCUUUAUUGUUCCAAAAAAGCUUAAUUUUGUUUGUAAGUUGAACAAAGCUAUCUAUGGUUUGAAACAGGUGCCCCGAGCUUGGAAUGAAAAGUUGAAACAAGCCUUAUUUCAGUGGGGCUUUGUUGCUUCGAAAUCAGAUAACUCACUAUUUGUUUUUGGGUCAGGACAUCAGCUGGUUGUUCUUUUGGUAUAUGUGGACGAUAUACUCAUCACUAGACCAAAUACUGCUCUUAUCUCCAAGCUUAUUGUUGAUCUCAAUAAAUCCUUUUCUCUUAAAAAUAUGGGCUCAGUACAUUACUUUCUUGUUGAAAU